Molecule: messenger RNA, 2733 nt
Organism: Camarhynchus parvulus
Lineage: Eukaryota; Metazoa; Chordata; Aves; Passeriformes; Thraupidae
Gene: CFAP221
Product: cilia and flagella associated protein 221
Exons: 24
Coding region: 1-2583 (860 amino acids)
Biological process (GO): cilium movement; cilium assembly
Cellular component (GO): cilium
Source: RefSeq, a predicted model, not a curated record
AUGGACCUGGUUCAGUCAGCCUCCCCAGACAUCACGGUCACUCGUGGGUCCUUGAAGAAAGUACCCAGUGUCCUGAGCAGCCUCGUGGAGGAACCUAAAAAAAGACAUGCUGUCCCCCAUCACCUGCUGGAAUCAAAGAUUUAUUCAGAGCAUCAGAGGAGCAGGGUUGUGCAGGCUGAGCCUGCCGUGUUACACUAUGGAGGGUAUGAAGCUGGAAAACAUCACCAACAGAUGCUGAAGCUGAUAAAUAUUUCUACCAAUGCAGUAAACCUUCACAUAAUACCACCCCAGACGAUGUAUUUUCAGAUCAAAUACAACAAAACACACCGGCUUGUCCCUGGAUUGUCCCUUGUGGUUACUGUUGAUUUUUGCCCUGAUGAAUGGAGGUAUUACUAUGACUGCAUCCGAAUUCACUGUGAGGGAGGUGAUACCUUAGUUGUUCCCAUGCAUGCUUACCCUGCUAUGAAUGUUGUAGAAUUUCCAUCAUUUAUAAAUCUGUCUGAUGUAUCAAUUGGUCAGAGUAAGGAGUAUGUUAUCCCACUGCAGUGCAGCUGUCCCAUAGAUUUUGAAUUCCACAUUGAUAUUAUUCAGCCUCACAGAGCCUUUACUGUCCAGCCGACAUUUGGAAUCAUUCCAGCCAAUGGAAAAGUCAAAGUAGCUGUGAAGUAUUCCCCACUGGAGUAUGGAACAGCACAAAUGGCAAUGCAGUUACGGAUUUUAGAGUUUCACUCAAAACCCUAUGUGUGUGUAUUCACAGGAACAUCAAUACCACAUGUGGCUCUGAUAAAAGAAUAUACUGAUGAACAACAAAGUCAUCCAGAGAAAAAAGCUGUGUCUGGAAAACCUGUGUUGUGGAGAAGAGACCGGCUCAGCCAACUACAGUCAAAGCCUGUUCAAAAACUAAAGGAAAUUGAAUACCAGAACCUCAGAUUCCCCACAGACUUGUCAAAUCCGUAUGCUGUAGCUACUGUUUUGAUUCAGGAACCAGGCAAAUUGAAGUUAAAGGACGUAAAAGAAGCCCUGUCCCAAGGCAAAGAAGGAAAAAAACCAAGGCAGAUGAAGGAUGCUAUAUUUCAACUAAAAGUGAAACAAAAUGUUCAGGAAGAGGAAGCAAAUCAUCUAAAGUGGCAAGUUCAUAAGGGAAGUGAUCCAAUCUCUGCAGAGUUUAAAAAAGAGAUUAUUGAAAGCCGACAAAGGGAAGAAGAGCAAUACAAGCUCCAAAGAGGAGAUCCUAUCAUAGAACAGGAGUUUCAGAGGGGUGAAGUAGAAGUUUCCUUCAGACGUGUUACCCGGCAUGUUGACCAGCAACCAAAUGUCCAUCCCACAUUCGACUUGCUCCAUAAUGACCCUUGGGACAGCAGAAAGAGGAUGUUCAGGAAAUUCCAGCAAGCAGCAUACAAGAUUUUGGUUCAGAUUCGUCUAAAACGUUUAUUGCUUCUGUUCCGUGGACUGUCCAGGGAGGCCAGAGGUGUGGAGGAAGGCUCUGGGUCUGAAAGCAGGAGUUUCAGCAAAGUAGACAAGAGUGAAGAACAUAAGGACUUUUCUUCCAGAAUAAGUGAAGAUUGUAUAUUGCCUUUUGAAUUCCCCUUUUACAGGUCCCAUGAACUACACAAUUAUUUGGCACCUGAUGCUCUUGGCCCAGUUCCUAUUGAAUCUGUAGAUGUGAAAGUUGAACACGUUCUUCCUUUUUAUGACUUGAAGGUUCCUCAGCAUUGCAAGAUUAUGAAGUAUCAGCCAUUUUGUACACACUAUGCAGCUACAAGUUACAAACCUGUAAAACUUUCCCGACCACUGAGGCAGGGAGCCCAGGAUGAAUUGAUUCAAGUGGCUCCUUCUCCUGAGGGACAGGUCUCCCAGAGGAGAGAUUUUGACAAAGAAGCAGCAGAAGGGGAUAUCAGCCUGUUAAACCUGGUUCCUCCGCAAGCUUUAGUCCACCCAAGAGAGAGCAACCCACUUCGCAUUUUUAACCCCAUUCCAGGAUUAGUUCCAUUUUUACUUCCUUUGGCCUAUUGUGAAUCAGAUAUUGAAUAUCAUCUUUGUCCUCAUCCAAAAUACAUUGUUACCAAGGAAUGCCCCAGAGGAUCCAGUAUUCCGGUCACACAAAAGAAAUUUCUGGAUCACAAGGAAGUGAUUUGUGGAGUAAUGGAAUGGAGAAAAUUCUCACCACUGGAGUAUUCCACUUUUUCUAACAUUCCCACAUUGACAAAUACAGUACUUAGGGAUCCUUACAGUUCAGAUAUGCUUCCAACAGAUCUACCACCAGUGCUGAAUGACUUACCUGAGAGAGACAAGGAGAACAUAAUUGACCAUGAGACAGAUGAAGCUGAGUUCAACAUGAUUCUUACUCCAGAGAUGGUGAAAGCUGAAUUUCCACAGAUUGAGGGGGCACUCUCAGAAGAAGAUGAAGAACAAUCAAUAAACAUAGAAAGUGAUAUAGGGCUGGAUGGUGCUUUUCCUGGAGACCCACAAAAUGGUCCAGAUGGACAUUUUCAACUCCAGAAUAGUGAGAUCGGAGAGAAAAUUCGAAAACAUCUGGAGACAUUGAAGCUGAAAGCACUUAAUAAAACCCUUAUUCUGGGAUAAAAAUAAUUUUACAAAGUUCAUGGCCUGGCCCUGCUUAUCCUGUUAAUGUAUGAGGCCUUCCCUGUCCCAGCUACAUUGACUUUUGUUCAGUGAGGUCAGCACCUUCAUAUGCAAAGAGAAGAGAACCACCAGUAAUGCCACCUCUGUCAA